Molecule: messenger RNA, 2606 nt
Organism: Danio rerio (zebrafish)
Lineage: Eukaryota; Metazoa; Chordata; Actinopteri; Cypriniformes; Danionidae
Gene: myl9b
Product: myosin, light chain 9b, regulatory
Molecular function (GO): calcium ion binding
Source: RefSeq, marked provisional
CGGGGACAGAAAUACACACCAGCUAAGCAAAGUCCUCAAACACCGCCAUCAUGUCCAGCAAAAGAGCAAAGGGGAAGACCACCAAGAAAAGGCCUCAGAGAGCCACGUCAAAUGUGUUCGCCAUGUUUGACCAGUCGCAGAUCCAGGAGUUUAAAGAGGCGUUCAACAUGAUCGACCAGAACCGAGACGGCUUCAUCGAUAAAGAGGAUCUGCACGAUAUGCUAGCAUCUUUGGGUAAGAACCCGUCUGAUGAUUAUCUGGAGGGAAUGAUGAGUGAAGCUCCGGGGCCCAUCAACUUCACCAUGUUUCUCACCAUGUUUGGAGAGCGGCUGAACGGGACCGACCCGGAGGACGUCAUCAGAAAUGCCUUCGCCUGCUUCGAUGAGGAGGGAUCUGGUUUCAUCCAUGAAGACCACCUGCGGGAGCUGCUGACCACCAUGGGAGACCGUUUCACAGAUGAAGAUGUGGACGAGCUCUUCAGAGAGGCUCCCAUUGACAAGAAGGGCAACUUUAACUAUGGAGAGUUCACUCGAAUCCUCAAACACGGAGCCAAAGACAAAGACGACAUGUAGACCAGGAGAAAGAGAGUCAGCCGCAGCUCCACAGCACAUUAGAAACACACACACAAACAUAUGAACAUACCCACUACACAAUUUUGCGUUUAAUAGACGUCUAAUAGAAGACUAAACAUAUUCAAGGCUACAACCAGGCUCAUUUUGGGCUCACAGUGAAAAUCUAUUAGAUUUAGAUGUCUAUUAGACGUCUAUUAGACUUAUUAUAAACAAAAAAAUUGCUUGCUUGGCCCUCCAAAUAGUUUUGCAUUUAAUAAACGUCUAAUAGGUGACUAAAUAUAGACAGCUUGGCUAAAUCCAGGCUAAAUUUGUUCUGUCAGAAUAAUAAUGUCUAAUAUACGUCUAAGAAUUGCCCUGAAUUAGACUAUAGUUAUCAAAUAAAAAGAUCAGACAGACUUUACAUGCAUUGAUGAGCUAUUCUUAGACGUCUAUUAGAAUUUCUCUGCGAACCCAAAAUUAGCCUUGUUUUAGCCAAGCUGUCAGUGUUUAGAUGUCUGUUAGACGUCUAUUAGACUUAUUUUAAACACAUAAAAUGCUUGCUAGGCCCUCCAAGCAAUAUUGCGUUUAAUAGACGUCUAAUAGUUAACUAAACAGAGACAGUUUGUCUAAAUCCAGGCUAAAUUUGGUCUGUCUGAAAAAUAAUGUCUAAUAGACGUCUAAGAAUUACCCCAAACUAGACUAUAGUCAUCAAAUAAACAGAUCAGACAGACUUUACAUGUGUUGAUUUGCUAUUCCUAGAUGUCAAUUAGAUUUUUACUGCGAGCCUAAAAUUAGCCUUGUUUUAGCCAAGCUGUCAGUGUUUAGAUGUCUGUUAGACGUCUAUUAGACUAAUUUUAAACACAUAAAAUGCUUGCUAGGCCCUCCAAGCAAUAUUGCGUUUAAUAGACGUCUAAUAAUUAACUAAACAUAGACAUCUAAUAGACAGCUAAUAGACAGCAACAACAAGGCUAAGUUUGAACUCGCAGUGAAAAUCUAUUAUAUUUUAAAUGGUAGAUGUCUAUUAGAUGUCUAUUAGACUUAUUAUAAACAAAAAAAUGCUUGCUUGGCCCUCCCAGUAGUUUUGCGUUUAUUAGACGUCUAAUAGAUGACUAAACAUAGACGGUUUGUCUAAAUCAAGGCUAUAUUUGGUCUGUCUGAAAAAUAUCGUGUAAUAGACGUCUAAGAAUCGCCCUAAACUAGACUAUAGUAAUCAAGUAACCUGAUCGGACAGACUUUACAUGUGUUGAUGAGCUAUUCCUAGAUGUCUAUUAGAUUUUCAGUGCAAGCUCAAAAUUAGCCUUGUUUUAGCCAAGCUGUCAGUGUUUAGAUGUCUUUUAGAUGUCUAUUAGACUUAUUUUAAAAAAUAAAAUGCUUGCUAGGCCCUCCAAGCAAUAUUGCGUUUAAUAGACGUCUAAUAGAUGACUAAACAGAGACGGUUUGUCUAAAUCCAGGCUAAAUUUGGUCUGUCUGAAAAAUCUUGUCUAGUAGACGUCAAAGAAUUACCCCAAACUAGACUAUAGUAAUCAAAUAAACAGAUCACACAGACUUUACAUGUGUUGAUUUGCUAUUCCUAGAUGUCAAUUAGAUUUUUACUGAGAGCCUAAAAUUAGCCUUGUUUUAGCCACGCCGUCAGUGUUUAGAUGUCUGUUAGACGUCUAUUAGGCUUAUUUAAAACACAUAAAAUGCUUGCUAGGCCCUCCAAGCAAUAUUGCGUUUAAUAGACGUCUAAUAGAUGACUAAACAGAGACAUUAUGUCUAAAUCAAGGCUAAAUUUGGUCUGUCAGAAUAUUCUGGUUAUAUUAAACUGUUGUAACAUCUAAUGGAAGUAAAAUGACUAAAUAUAAAUGUAUACUUACUGCAGUUUCCUUUAUAUAAUUUUUGCCUCAGAUUUGGGAUGUAAGUUUUGAGCUGCACUACAACUUAUGAUUCCAGUGAUACUCUGAAGAUCUGGUUCAGAAAAUGUGCGAUCACAUGCGGCAGCUCUUAGACAUGAAGUUAUCCAUCAUAUGAACCUGAUGCAUUUUAUACACAAAGAAAUAAAUGUUCUCAAACCCA